AUGCUUGGAAGGAUGGAACAUCUCACGAGCGAAGAAAUCUUUGGUCGAGAUUACAGUUUCAGUGGUGCGGACCUUUUGGCAUGUAACAAGAGAUAUAAACAAACAACACAAAUUAAGGAGCGAACAAAUAAACGCAUU
Acaulospora morrowiae is the source of this 138-nucleotide messenger RNA. Lineage: Eukaryota; Fungi; Glomeromycota; Glomeromycetes; Diversisporales; Acaulosporaceae. The record is from the annotation of a GenBank genome assembly.